This is a messenger RNA of Wyeomyia smithii (pitcher-plant mosquito), 5397 nucleotides long. RefSeq names its product UDP-glucose:glycoprotein glucosyltransferase (gene Uggt). Gene Ontology annotation, cellular component: endoplasmic reticulum. The transcript has 7 exons. The record is from RefSeq and is a predicted model, not a curated record. Bases 542 to 5104 code for a protein of 1520 amino acids. Lineage: Eukaryota; Metazoa; Arthropoda; Insecta; Diptera; Culicidae. Gene Ontology annotation, molecular function: UDP-glucose:glycoprotein glucosyltransferase activity.
GGUCCAUGAUGUUUGUAACUAGGAACAAUAAUGAGGGAAAAAAUCACUACACAACACAUUCAUGAAAGUUUUCCGCGGUUUCUCGAGUUUUGAUAAAAAACGUUACAAUUCUAUAAUAUUUCACAUCGAUCAAUUUCAUGACCAAAAAGAACAAAAACCAAAACAAACGCCGUGUUGCCGAAUAUGUUGGUUACAUGAUAUUUGACAGAUAGAUCCCCCCUGAUUCUGCCGACUGCGGUUACGGUUGCGUGUUCGUCUUUAUACAGAUGAUGUGUCAAAACAAUUUUAAUUUCCAUACCGCCUAUUGAUUAGCUUCUGGGUUUUACAUUAAGUCCGUAAUUGUUAAUUUUUUUGUGUAAAUUGUAGAAGCGAUAAAUGGUGAAAUGAGAACGUGAAUGUUUAUUAUCCUUAAUUUUCUUAUGUGAAGGCUGUUUGGUUUAGUGUAUUUGAAGCCUUCAUUUGAGGUUACCACUUGUACCAACUCAUUUGAAACCAUUGCCCCGGAAAAAAUAAAUUCAAUUACCGUACUUUGCUCUUCGCAAUGGAAACAUUGUUCUUGCUUCUUGGAGCGCUUGUAAUAAUUGGUGUAGUUCACGGGGAAUUUAAGAGUCAUCCGGUAACAACACAUCUGUCAGCCAAAUGGGACCUAACUCCAGUACAACUAGAAAUCGCUGAGUUUAUUGAAGAUGAGAAUGUGAACCUUUUCUGGGAUUACGUGGAGCUAAUAAAUAAAAUACCAAAUAGUCUUUAUCAUAUAGAAACGGAGGAAAAGCGUUAUAUGAAACUAAUAGAAUUCGCAGAAUUGUUACUAGGCACUGGUCAAACUAAUUUGCUUAAGCUUGCAUUGUCUUUGCAUAGCUUUUCACCAAAAGUUCAAGCGCAUUUGCAAAUAGGAAAGGAAGCGCUUAAACAAAGUGAUUGCGACGCAACAGCCUUUGUCAGUAUUGGAGGAAAGUUGGCAUGUGAUGAAGAUGAUCUUAGAAGCAUUUUAAAAGUUGCUGACCACGAUUUGCAUAAGAUAGAAACACACAGCUUAGAUCACAUAUAUCCCGGAUCAGAAAACAACUCGCUCACUGCUAUACUAUACGGUCAACUAGGAACUACACAAUUUACAGCUUUUCAUAAUAUGCUAAAGCUGGAAGUUGAUAAAGGUAUUGUGAAAUAUGUAUUUCGACAUUUUAUGAAAAGAACAUUUAACCGUAAAAUGAGACUUUCCGGCUAUGGAGUUGAGAUGCAUUUAAAAUCCACUGAGUAUAAAAGUCAGGAUGAUUCACCCACACACCAAGUAACAAUAACGAAUGAAGAUGUUACAGAACCUGAAGUCGAAGGAUUCGAUUUUAUUAAACUUAAAGACAGAUACCCUCACCUGUCUCAUUCCUUGGAUCGUUUUCGCAAUUCGUUGUUAGAAAAGCAUGAUGAAAUAGCCCCGUUAAAAGCAUGGGAGUUUCAGGAGCUGGGUCUUCAGGCAGCACAGAGGAUUGCUCAAAUUCAGGGUGAAGAGGCUUUGCAGAUUUUACAAUUCACUGCACAAAACUUUCCGACGCAGGCAAAAACUCUAUUGUCGCAAUCAGUUUCCGAAGAAUUUAAAAAAGAAAUGAAACAUAACAUAGACCUUUUAGGUCGUAAUCUCAAUUUGCAACCACCAGACUCGGCACUAUUUUUGAAUGGGCUAUUUUUUGAUGCAGACACAAUCGAUACCCUCACUCUGCUUGAUACACUUCGUGCAGAAAUGCGCGUGCUAGAUGGACUUAACAAAAUAGGCAUUCGUGGUAAAGCGGCCACUCCGUUGUUAGCAUUGGAUCUCUCUUCUACUGCGAAAGAAUUUGCGAUAGAUAUUCGUGAUUCUGCAAUAACAUGGAUAAACGAUUUAGAAAACGACGCUCAGUAUAGAAGAUGGCCUAGUAGUGUAAUGGACCUUCUACGCCCUACGUUUCCAGGCAUGUUGAGAAAUAUCCGUAAAAACUUGUUCAAUCUUAUUCUUGUGAUCGAUCCUGUUUCAAGUGAGGACAAUAGCAGAGAUAUUGUCAAACUGGUUGAAAGUUUCGUUGUCCAUUCCGCACCCGUCCGUAUAGGAUUAAUUUUUUAUUCUGAAGAUAAUGAUUUACUAGAAUACCGAUCAUUGAUAUGUGCUUUCAAUUAUGUUCAUCAGAAAAAGGGUUCAACGGAAGCUCUAGGUUUUCUCACUGACCUUUUCGCCAGUACCCCAAAGCGAGAUAUAAAAGUCGAAGACUUGCGCAAACAGCUGAGAAAAUCUUUCGCCAAGCUGAAACUAGAUGAAAUUGAUGAAAUAAUCGGAGAAGAUUCCGACUUUGACUACGGCCGUCAACUGUCUAAAGAGUUUGUUGCUCGUUUGGGUCUCAAAUCUAUUCCACAGGCGCUACUCAACGGUGUUUUGCUGCCACAGAGCACUCUAAAUUCAGACGAUUUUGAAGAAACCAUUCUCACUGAAAUAAUGCAGCAAACUCCAACAAUACAGAAAGCAGUUUACAAGGGGGAUUUGAAUGAUGGGGAGCCAGUAAUUGAUUUUCUGAUGAAACAACCGCAUGUCAUGCCACGCUUAAAUCAACGAAUUUUAUCAGCGGAUGAACCGGUUUUCCUGGAUAUAUCAGGCAAUGCUUUUUUGAAUCUCGAAGACGUGUCAGCGUUGGCUCAACUAUCUAACACAGAUUUAACUGCAACUUUAAUGAAUAAUCUUAAAUAUUUUGGAGGAAAACAUACGUAUGAAAAGUUUAUGGGAAGUAGGUUACAUUUUAAUAGUUUUUGGGUUAUAGCAGAUUUGUCAAAACUCUCCGGUCGUAAACUAUUAAGAAAUGCUUUAGAAUUUAUGAAAUCCACCAGUGGAACACGUGUUGCUUUCAUUCCCAACGUCGAAGGUAGUAAUGCAGCAAGAUCCGAAUUACAGAGAAAUUUGAAUGCUAUUGUUUGGGCAACUCUAAAUACAUUGCCAGAGGAAGACGCUACCAAUUUAGUUUUGAAAUUGUUGGAGAAAAAUGAAGAUUUGCAAUAUACAAUUCCUGAAUCAGUUAUGGGUUUCCUACCGUCCGUCCAGCUCCACCUAAAAAUGUUGCGAGUAUACUGUCAACGUGUGCUGAAAGUCAAGGUUUCUAGAAGCUCUUUAGUAGCAAAUGGACGAGUUAUUGGACCCUUUGAUGACAACGAAUCUUUCGACGCGGAUGAUUUCGCGCUCCUAGAGAAAUUUUUUAGUUUGCAGUACACGGAAAAAAUACGGACAGCAUUAAGAGAAUCAAGCACCUACGGUGAUGACGCUAAGCUUUCUGGUGAUACCUUAUUCAAAUUAGUAUCCAUUCUGGUUCCGAGACAGCAGUCUAAAUCACGUUUUACAAUUCCUGCUGAAAUUGAAGAUAAUCAUACAGUUGUAACUCUUGCUCCAAAGUCAAAAGAUCUUCCGUACUUCGAAGUUGUAGCUGUUCUCGACCCGGCCUCAAGAGGAGCUCAAAAAUUAUCUUCAUUGCUUAUUCUGUUGCGAAAUGUUGUUAACUGUAACAUGAGAGUUAUUCUUUGUGCAAUAGACAGACACAGUGAUAUGCCAGUUAAAACAUUUUAUCGAUUCGUCGUUGAACCUGAACUACAAUUUACUGCAGACGGGAGACACUCUCCAGGGCCAUUCGCCAGGUUUGUUGGAUUGCCGGCAAACUCGUUAUUGACACAAAGCCUAAAUGUGCCUGAAAAUUGGCUUGUGGAGGUGGUUCGAUCUGUCUAUGAUCUGGACAAUAUAAAACUUUCAGAAAUCAAUGGGCCAGUUCAUAGUGAAUACGAGCUGGAGUAUCUGUUGUUAGAGGGUCAUUGCUUUGAUACCACCACCGGAUCACCACCUCGUGGAUUGCAAAUCACUUUGGGAACAGAGCAACAACCCAUUAUCGUUGACACAAUUGUCAUGGCCAAUCUAGGAUACUUCCAGCUAAAAGCAAAUCCAGGUGCGUGGAUAUUGAAACUUCGUCAUGGCAAGAGUGCAGACAUCUAUGAUAUUACUAGUGCGGACGGGACUAAUGUUAUACAUUCAAUCAAUGGGACACGAGUAAUUUUAAGUUCUUUACGAUCUCAUGUGUUGAAGUUACGAGUUACGAAGAAACCAGGCAAAGCAAACGCCGAUUUAUUGAGUGAGGAAAAAGAUUCCACUGGUGGUAUUUGGAAUUCGAUAAGUUCAAUUGUCGGAACCGGUGAUAGCCAAGACCAGGAGGUCUUGAAUAUAUUUUCGGUGGCUUCAGGUCAUCUGUAUGAGCGCUUGUUAAAGAUUAUGAUGCUCUCACUUUUAAAGCAUACCAAAACACCGGUGAAGUUCUGGUUUUUGAAAAACUAUCUCUCGCCCCAGAUAAUUGAUUUUUUGCCUCAUAUGGCUAACGAAUAUCAAUUUCAGUAUGAAUUAGUGCAGUACAAAUGGCCGCGAUGGUUGCAUCAGCAAACCGAAAAACAGCGAAUCAUUUGGGGCUACAAAAUUUUAUUUUUAGAUGUUCUUUUUCCGUUAGACGUGAAGAAAAUUAUUUUUGUCGAUGCAGACCAGAUUGUCCGUGCUGAUAUGAAGGAGUUGAACGAUUUUGAUCUUGGUGGUGCACCGUACGGAUAUACUCCGUUUUGUGAUUCACGGCAAGAAAUGGAAGGAUUUCGUUUUUGGAAGCAAGGGUAUUGGAAAAAUCAUCUGCAGGGAAGGAAAUAUCACAUCUCUGCAUUGUAUGUAGUCGAUUUGAAACGGUUUCGGAAGAUUGCAGCUGGUGAUCGGAUACGUGGUCAAUACCAAGCACUCAGUCAGGAUCCCAAUAGUCUGUCUAAUCUAGAUCAGGAUUUACCAAACAACAUGAUCCAUCAAGUUGCCAUCAAAUCGUUACCUCAGGAAUGGCUCUGGUGUGAAACAUGGUGCAGCAGCGAGACACUGCAAUACGCUAAAACUAUAGAUCUUUGCAACAACCCGUUAACCAAGGAAGCUAAGCUCACCGCUGCUCAACGCAUUGUGCCGGAAUGGAAAGAUUAUGAUUCGGAAAUUAAGCGAUUACAAGCCAAGGUAGACGAGCUCGAGCACGAACAGGGUCAAACUUUACAUUCCGAAGGCCACUCUGCCAUAAGUGAAGAUAUUCAACACACUGAACUUUAAAAGUUCUGUGGUCAGCGGAACUUCCUUAACUGAGGGCAACUGUAGAGUGAUUUAUAUCUUUUAAUUUAAUUGUAAUCUAAAAGUAAUGCUAAACCGAUGUUCUCGUUGCAAGGAAACUUUAUCUGCUGUGAUUUGAUGGUUGCGGUUAGGGGCAGAUUUCGAGCAUAAGUAAUUUUUUUAAGACUGCGCCAUUUAGAGUUCUCUUAGAUUUUCUAGGUAAACGCGUAAAAAACAGUUCAGUUAGCUCAUCCAAGGUCAAUAAAAUGUACAAUAUAUUGUAAGAAAACGUGUUU